Messenger RNA from Serendipita indica DSM 11827, 2022 nucleotides. The record is from the annotation of a GenBank genome assembly. Lineage: Eukaryota; Fungi; Basidiomycota; Agaricomycetes; Sebacinales; Serendipitaceae.
AUGAGUCACGUUCUGGCACGUCGGCACGCAUGGGAGAACUUGGACCCUCGAUGGACGUGGGACGAGGAAUGCGCGGAUACGAGCAACACACAGUAUGAAGUCUGCGAUGGAAUAUGGGCGCAUAGCUUUGAUCGGAUUGGGAACGGUCCGUUUACUGGUCUCAAGUAUUGCGAGCUCGCCCCUCCAUCCCAAUCCCAGAGGUUCACUGCUGAUGCCACCGAUAUAAACUCGCCAUGGGAACACACAAUUCAUAAUCUGGGUAUGAAUGCCACCGAUUUCUCAUUUAAUGCAUACCAUGACGUGCAUAUUCUGGUAGAGCCCAUUCACGACAAUACCGCCCGCCGGAUGCACUUUCGGCAGAUGUCGACCAAUGGGGUUCACCCGGACGCUGCGGCACCAUAUCUUGACAUUUUUGCCAAAGACUGUAGCGUCGAAUGGGAUGGAGAGUCGAGAAAAUGUGCUGUCAUGGUCAUCGACUGGAGGCUUUCAAAGGCGGUAUUGCCAUUCACAGUCGUCGGGGAUGCGGCCCUCGUGUCGAGCCACAGAAUUCUGCUUCUUCAUCUACCCGAUACCCAACAUGGACCCUGCGUGGACCUUCACUCCCUCGCCACGGAAUCGUCAGCUGGUACUAUCCUAUGCCGCUUCCAUCUUCCUUUCCCAUUCCCAAUCCGCUUUGGAUACCUCUUUACCCACCCUGGGUCACGAUUCGGAGAGGACCAGCGCUCCAGGUCUCUCUUCGGAGGAACAGGCGAGGAAGGAUGGAAGAGUACCGUACAAAACCACAGUCCUGUCACUCAGGCCAAGCUCUUUAUAACCGACCCCAGGGUGGAGAUUGUUGGGUGCAUGCUACGCGGGACGGAAAGGAAUGAAUCAAUAUUCAUGGUCCUUUCUAUUGGAAGAAUGGUCAAAUUAUAUAACGCGCGUACGAGAGCAGCAAGCGAGCCGACACGACACGGUGAAGCAGCGGCAGAUGGGAACAGAUACGACACGGUGGAUGUAAAGCGUCCAUCUGCAGGCGAAGCUUUGCGAACGGAAGAUAAAUCGGCAUCACAAAUCCAAGGGACACACGGCAAUUAUGCCGAAAAUGACCAAGACCAAACUCCACCUGGGCCUACAAGCCCAGAAUGUGCCUUUUCAUGGCACGAAUGGGGUCCCGAUUCUUCACGUUGCUUACCGCCAUAUUCAGUUUUCAAUGCCGGCUUCCGGUCUACAGCAGGAUCGCGGAUUGCAAUAUGGGAUAUGUGGACGACGACGGACAGGAUCGCUAGGUUGGCAGUGCUCGACUUCAAUCCUCUCCCUAUUCGACGGGCCGAGACAAAGGAGCGGAUGGAACGAGCGAGCACGGGCUCGCAAGAGAGAAAGCGAAAGACCAAGGCUGAUGCAAAGGCGUAUGCAAGUCAAACAAUAGAGGCGGUGGAAAACGAAACAGACACAAAUAGCCCUGUGAAAAGUCAGGCUAUUGAGAACCCGGGUCUAGUAAUCACGGAUCGGCUUGUAGCCAGAACCGUGACUGCACCAACCGUGACUAGACUCUGGGGCUGGAGUAUGGACGUUGAGACGCGACUGCCCUACCGUAUAUUUACGCUUCGGUGGGAUUUUGACUACCGUAGUGUGUUUCUAGAUAAUACGACAAUUAUCGGUAGAAGGGAGCAAUCGUACCAUUUUUACUCUUUUCUCCCGCGCUUUGGCGAGCUGGAUAAGACGCCUCUGCUAGGGACAAAACCGACGCUCUUACCUCCGCUAGACUUGGUAAACCUACAACUGUCCACUGAAAAUAAUGGCGAAGAUCUAGAAAGUGUCCCUGAUGAAGAGGGUGAAGUCCCAGAUCCGGCGGAUGAUGGCAGCGAAGUCGAAGUGCAGGAGGAUACAGACAAUGAUGCGAGUGAACAGACUGCGAAGGUCGCAUACGCUCUUGUUGGAGAUCAGUUUAUCGAGGUUGACAUUGACGGUAUUGGACUAGAGCUGGUCGAUAUGGAUCCUGCGCAGGAUAUAUUCGAGCCAGGCACGAGCGAACAGCAGUAA